This is a messenger RNA of Patiria miniata (bat star), 1840 nucleotides long. RefSeq lists its product as uncharacterized. The transcript has 2 exons. Gene Ontology annotation, molecular function: zinc ion binding. NCBI's taxonomy places the organism in Eukaryota, Metazoa, Echinodermata, Asteroidea, Valvatida, Asterinidae. The coding region runs from base 8 to 1840 and encodes 610 amino acids. The record is from RefSeq and is a predicted model, not a curated record.
UAAAGAAAUGGCCACCGGUACAUCAUUUGAUCACUAUAAGUUCAUCAAAAAUCAUCUUGAAUGCAGCAUCUGUCAGGACACUUACAACCAACCAAAAUCUCUGGACUGUCAACACAGCUUCUGCAAGACUUGCCUUGAGACAUACCACGAGGGCAGGUAUGCAGGCGCAAGUAAGAUAUACUGUCCAUUGUGUCGACAAGAGACACCACUUCCAGAGACCGGUGUGCAGGGCCUGAAAACGAACUUCAACUUGACUAAUAUGCUGGAUGAUAUCUCCCGACAAGAAAAGGAUAAGUCGACACUGAAUUAUCUGGAAGAUCCAAGAAGAUGUGGCAAGCACAAUGGGAUGGUUAAACAAUUAUACUGUGAGUUAUGUGAAGAGUUAAUUUGCCGAAAAUGUGCCAAAUGUAACCACAGACACCAUGGGUAUAUUGACAAAGAAACUGCAUCUUUGGAACAAAGACAGUCACUGAAGGACUUAUUCCCAUCUCUGGAGGAAAAGAUCGACGAAUGUCAGCAAGCCCUGUGGGCUACAUCUGGAGCUAAAGACGAGUUUACGAGUAUGAUAAGGCAGACAACACAAAAGGUGCAAGAAAGGGUUCGCCAGAUCCGAGCAGUUGUAUCGAAACAGGAGGAGCAGCUAUUGACUCAGAUCAAAAAGAUUGAAAGGAAAUACAGCAAUACCUUUGAUCACCAUGAGGAAACAGUGAGGGAGUUGUUGCACAAAGCACAACGGUCGCUGGAGACGGCAAAGGACACCGUGGAUGUCGCGUCAGAUGGUGACUUUCUCUCUCUCUACCCGCCGGUGGUCAGGAAAGACUUGCGGAAGCUGAGUUCUCAUCAACUUCCCGCUGUCGACCUUAGCUUUCCAGACAUAACGUUCAAAGGGUCGAUUUCAGGUGUGAAUGAUGCGGGCACAAGCAUCGGCACGGUGAUGCUACACACAUGGGAAAAAUUCUCCGAGUUUGGCGAUUUCCAGUCGGCUUGUGAUGUUGCCUCUGUACGUAAUUCUCAGCCUGACGAAUUUGCAGUGAUAAAUUGCUGUCCCCAAAACGGAUCGGUGGGAAUCUACAGAUGUACAGGGUACCACAACAGCCAAGGCUGUAAAAUCUCGAAAACUAAUUCAUUCAGAAUUUGCGCUCCAAGCGGAAUCAGUGUGUGGGAUGACACUCUGAUAGUUCCAUCUGUCCAUCACCAACGUGUCUGGACCUUUCCAAAGCACUUCCUGGACAAUGGUACAAUGAAGCAUGGUAGCUUCUACACAUUCCAACAUCACGAAGCCGUUGGAUCAUUGUGUGAAUAUAUCAUGGCCGUGCUCGAUUCUUAUUUUAGUAUAACUGCAAUGCCGAGAUCAGUAGCAGUCAAAUCUAAUGGUACCAUAGUGAUUGGUGAUGUGUUAAGAAAUGAGUUAACGGAGCACUCGCUUCAGGGUUCACUUCAACGCAUAAUAAAACUUGAAAUAAAGCCUCAGUUUGUGGCAGUUGAUGAUGCCAAAGAGAGAUUUGUAAUUAGCGAUUAUCGAAAGGCGACAGUUGUUAAAAACGACGGUGCUGCAGAAUUCAGCAUUAAACCAGUUAUCCGGGGCAUCCCACAAGAGCAAACGACGUGUACAGGAGUCUGCUGUGACAACUCGGGCAUCUACCUGGCGAUGCACGGCGUAGAAAAAGGAACGGGUCACGUUCACAACUACAGUGCCAGUGGACAGUUUCUCAGCUGCAUUGCGCAGAAUCUGUACCAACCAAUGGGAAUCACAAUCGUCGCGGACGGUCAGAAAUUAGCUGUGGCCGAUACAAGAACAGUGAAGGUCUACCAUAAAGCCUGGUGUCCAUAUCGACGUUGA